Molecule: messenger RNA, 513 nt
Organism: Capsicum annuum
Lineage: Eukaryota; Viridiplantae; Streptophyta; Magnoliopsida; Solanales; Solanaceae
Exons: 1
Coding region: 1-513 (170 amino acids)
Molecular function (GO): nucleic acid binding
Source: RefSeq, a predicted model, not a curated record
AUGAUUGAAAAUGAUAGAUCAUGGUAUGAGAUGUUGCCUUAUGCUUUGCUAAGGUAUCAUAUAAUAGUUCGAACCUCCACGGGGGAAACUCCUUAUCUACUUGUUUAUGGGAAUGAAGUUGUGAUACUUUCCAAGGUUAAAAUAUCUUCCUUGAGGAUUAUUCAAGAAGCUGGACUAAGUAACGAAGAAUGGGUUCACGAUCGCUAUGAGCAACUCAUGUUGAUUGAUGAAAAGAGAAUGGUUUUCGUGUGUCAUGGACAGUUGUACCAACAUAGAAUGGUUCGUACCUUCAACAAGAAAGUACAAACUCAAAUAUUUGAAGUCAGGCAAUUGGUUCUCAAGUUAAUAUUCCCCCACCAAAAAGAGUACAAAUGCAAGUUCGCUCUGAAUUGGCAAGGGCCAUAUAUAGUUUGCAAGGUACUAUUCGGAGGAGCUCUGAUUCUAUUUGAGAUGGAUGGUCAAGAGUGGACCAAACCAAUCAAUUUUGAUGCUGCAAAGAGAUACUAUGUUUGA